AUGUUCUUGACAUGUCUCAUUCCCGGGCCACUCAAUCCAAAGGUUGGCAUAGAUGUGUACUUAGAGCCCUUGAUAGACGAAUUGAAGAAGCUGUGGACGGGUGUCAUAACAUAUGAUAUUUCAAGGAAACAACACUUUAUUUUGAGGGCCAUGCUGAUGUGGACAAUUAAUGAUUUUCCUGCUUAUGGUAUGUUGUCCGGUUGGAGCACUCAUGGUAAACUGGCAUGCCCACAUUGUAUGGAACAUACAAAGGCUUUUAGAUUAUAUCAUGGGGCAAAAAAUUCAUGGUUUGACUCCCAUCGGAGGUUUUUACCGAAUGACCAUGCCUUUAGGAGGAAUAGGAAUGCUUUCAAGAAGGGGGAAGUGGAGAUGGAUGACGCACCACCAUAUCUUACGGGAGUAGAAGUUUGGAAUAGAAUCAAUGGUUAUCCUAAAAUAACUGAAAAUGGUGCACCAAGAAUUGAUGGAUACGGUGAGUGGCAUAAUUGGACAAAAAAAAGCAUCUUUUGGGAUCUACCCUAUUGGAAGGAUAAUUUGUUAAGGCAUAAUCUUGAUUUCAUGCACAUUGAAAAAAAUUUCUUUGACAACAUCUUUAAUACUGUGAUGAAUGUUGUGGGGAAGACAAAAGACAAUGAGAAGGCCCGAAUGGAUAUAGCUUUGUACUGUAGACGAAAAGAUUUGGAGCUAAAAAGGCAUACCAAUGGAAACAUGUAUAAGCCAAAACCAAAUUAUACACUUUCAGCAGAUCAAACAAAAGAAGUCUGUCAUUGGGUAAAAGCUCUUAGGAUGCCUGAUGGAUAUUCUUCUAACUUGUCAAGGUGUGUUGAUGUGAAUAGGGGAAAGCUCAUUGGGAUGAAAAGCCAUGACUGCCAUGUGUUUAUGGAAUGCUUACUUCCUAUUGCGUUUAGUUCUUUACCGUCUCAUGUUCUCAAUCCCAUUGCAGAGAUAAGUCAUUUCUUUAGAGAUUUGUGUUCUACUACAUUGAACAAGGAUGACCUAGCGAAGAUGGAAGAAAACAUUCCUCUCAUUCUGUGCAAGAUGGAGAGAAUAUUUCCUCCUUCAUUCUUUGAUUCUAUGGAACAUCUCCCUAUCCAUCUUCCAUAUGAGGCACGACUUGGUGGACCAGUCCACUAUAGGUGGAUGUACCCAUUUGAAAGGUUCAUGGGAUAUGCUAAACGUUCAGUAAAGAAUAAAGCUAGGGUUGAAGGAUCUAUUUGCGCAUCAUACUUGCACAGAGAAACAACUCAUUUUUGUUCCCACUAUUUCAAAAACUUCAUGUUAACACCACAAAGCAGUAGAAAUGAAGUAGACAUUCAAAUAGAAAGCCUAACAAAAACAUUAUCAGUGUUUGACCAACCUAGUCGUCAUUCUGGGAGGGAAUCAACACAUUGGUUAAGUGAUGAAGAAUUGAGAUCAGCUCAUGUUCAUGUAUUGAUCAAUUGCAAUGAAGUUGAACCUUACCUUGAGUAA
Molecule: messenger RNA, 1470 nt
Organism: Vigna angularis (adzuki bean)
Lineage: Eukaryota; Viridiplantae; Streptophyta; Magnoliopsida; Fabales; Fabaceae
Exons: 2
Coding region: 1-1470 (489 amino acids)
Source: RefSeq, a predicted model, not a curated record